AACUGGAUAUCUUCGUCGAUAACCAGUCAUGAUCCGAUUUCGGCUCGUGGCGAAAGCACUGAGCUCUCGAUAAACCAACGUCUGCUGGUCGGAACGUCCCUCACACGUUCCGAGAGCUUCCCUUCUCAGAAAGUCCCCAAAGAAGCAGUGCCGCUCCGAAACUCACUCAUCGACGAGCCACCUGAGGUGCGAAGCUCAGGAUGCCGGAGCGUGUGGUUUUUGUCCGGCCACAGAGCUCAGAGCAGGAGUUGUGCAACAUCAAAGAAGAACCCGAACUCGAAGCCGAGCCCACUCUGACUGGAGAAGAAGCCCAAGCCUUCUACGAGGAUGUCUUGGGCUUACCAUCGACAUCGUAUCCAAAACCUGAUUUGACGGCGGCGACUCAAAGUUCAGUGAGACACCGUAGAGAACAGGACUCUUCUGAUGAGGAGGAUAAACCCGGUGAUGAAACGAAAUCAAUUUUCACCAAAACUCUCUUCUCAUGCGCCCAGAACGGAGAGAAUCGGCAGUUGAAAAGGCUCCUGCUUACGAAGAAGCUCGACGUUAAUAUCCAAGACGCGUAUGGCUGGACUCCCUUGCAUUGUGCGGCUGUCGAGGGGCAUAUCAGCUGCAUCCGGACCCUUCUGAAGUUUGGCGCAUCGAGAGAGCUGAGGGAUAACAAAGGCCGUACACCCUUGGACCUCGCUAGAAAAUCAAAGAACCAUUCUGCGUAUCAUCUGAUCAAGCAUCACGGAGCGAGUGAGGAUCGUCAGAACCAGGAGGAUAUACCAGCACCGAAGAUCGUGACUUGCCAAGUUUGUAACACUGAGUACGAUGCAGAGAAAGAGGAAAAGCACGUGACCUCUAUCGUCCAUCGAGCGGCUAUAAAUGUCGUGAAGGAGCCCCUCUACGGAAUUCCGCAGGGCAAUGUCGGUUUUCGAAUGUUGGAGUCGAUGGGUUGGGAAAAAGAGAGGGGUUUGGGUCCCGCUGGAGAAGGACGGAAAUUUCCGGUGAAGACUGUGCUCAAAAGAGAUCGGAAAGGUCUGGGAUUGCCGGCGCAGAAAGCCAGAGUUUCUCACUUCGAUCCUAAGGAUCCUCUGGCGGUCAAGCAUGACUGCGAGGAUCGUGGCGAAAAACGGAAGAUGCUGCGUAAGAAAGAAAUGAAGGCCAAAACCCUAGAGAAAGAGUUCAGAAGAGCUUUCUAUUGAAUUGCGGAGGAAUGUGAUCUAAUGUAAGCCAUGUAUCAAUAAAGCAUAUGUCCUCAAUAAGAUAA
Molecule: messenger RNA, 1252 nt
Organism: Galendromus occidentalis (western predatory mite)
Lineage: Eukaryota; Metazoa; Arthropoda; Arachnida; Mesostigmata; Phytoseiidae
Product: G patch domain and ankyrin repeat-containing protein 1 homolog
Exons: 2
Coding region: 201-1187 (328 amino acids)
Molecular function (GO): protein binding; nucleic acid binding
Source: RefSeq, a predicted model, not a curated record